UUUCUCUCUAAACUUCCGCUAUCCUAACCUAAGCGGCAAGCGCCAGGUGUAAAGCGAGUAAUUCAGCGGGGAGGGCUGAGGCUCUGGGCCGGAGAGUCCAUUCGGGGUCGGACCGGGGCCGAGACCAGCGGUCGGGGGGCGGAACAGAACAGAACAUUCGUGCCUCGAGACCGGUGACCGGGAGGAGACGGGGUGACCGAGGCGCCGGGACCCCCUACGCGCUUCGGCAUGGCGGCGGCGGCGGCUUCGCUUCAGCCCAAGAAGAUCGUGGCGCCCACCGUGGCGCAGAUCAACGCGGAGUUCGUGACCCAGUUGGCAAAUAAGUACUGGGCUCCACAUGUGAAGAAAAAAUUACCUUUUGAUUCAAAGGUUAUUGAAGAUGUGUAUACAAAAGAAAUUGUCAAAUCAAGGUUUGCCAUUAGAAAGAUAAUGCUUCUUGAAUUUAGCCAGUACCUCGAAAAUUACCUGUGGAUGAAUUAUUCUCCAGAGGUGUCCAGUAAGGCCUAUUUAAUGUCAAUCUGCUGUAUGGUGAAUGAGAAGUUCAGAGAAAAUGUACCUGCAUGGGAGACAUUCAAAAAGAAGCCAGAGCACUUUCCUUUCUUUUUCAAAUGUAUAUUGGAAGCAUCAUUAGAUGAGAGUGACAGUGAACUGUCUCUGCAUGAACAGACCGUCCUUCUGCUCUUCCUUGAUCACUGCUUCAACAGUUUAGAAGUGGAUUUGAUCAGGGGUCAGGUGCAGCAGCUCAUCUCCCUGCCAAUGUGGAUGGGCCUACAACCUGCACGUCUGGAACAAGAACUGAAAAAGACACCAAAGCUUAGAAAAUUUUGGAAUCUGAUCAAGAAGAAUGAUGAGAAAAUGGAUGAAAAGACACGAAUGCAGGCACAUCGAGAAAGAAGAUUUCUUUCACAGCUCAUCCAGAAAUUUAUCUGUGUGCUAAAAUCAAUACCCCACUCAGGUCCUCUUUCCAUGGACAAAGUUCAUUACUGUGAAAGAUUCAUCGAACUCAUGAUAGAUCUAGAGGCCUUGCUUCCCACACGGCGCUGGUUUAAUACAGUAUUAGAUGACUCCCACCUUGUUGUUCAUUGUUACCUGUCUAGCCUUGCUAAAAGGGCAAGGGAGGGCCAUCUCUUCUGCCAGCUUUUAGACAUGCUUAAAUUCUACACUGGCUUUGAAAUUAAUGACCAGACUGGGAAUGCUUUGACAGAAAAUGAGAUGACUACAAUUCACUAUGAUAGAAUUACUUCCUUACAGAGAGCAGCUUUUGCACAUUUCCCAGAACUAUACGAUUUUGCACUUUCAAAUGUGGCAGCAGUGGACACUCGUGGUUCGUUGGAAAAGCUGUGUGGACCCCUGAGCCCAAACACACUCCACCAGGUGGCAUCAUACCUCUGCUUGUUACCGGCUCUACCUGAAGGGGAAGAUACAAGCUAUGACAAAGAAUUUCUGCUAGAAUUACUGGUGUCCCGUCAUGCACAUCGAAUAUCUCAGAUUCAGCAGCUUAACCAGAUGCCUCUGUAUCCCACCGAGAAGAUUAUUUGGGAUGAAAAUAUUGUCCCAACUGAGUACUAUUCUGGAGAAGGCUGCCUCGCUCUUCCUAAACUGAAUUUGCAGUUUCUGACUCUUCAUGACUACCUUCUACGGAACUUCAAUCUCUUCCGCUUAGAGUCUACGUAUGAGAUCAGACAGGACAUUGAGGAUAGUGUCAGUAGGAUGAAACCUUGGAAAUCAGAAUAUGGAGGCAUUGUGUUUGGUGGAUGGGCUCGAAUGGCACAACCCAUUGUGUCUUUCACUGUAGUAGAGGUGGCAAAGCCCAACAUCGGUGAAAACUGGCCAAUGAGAGUACGAGCAGAUGUUACAAUUCAUUUGAACGUCAGAGAUCACAUCAAAAAUGAAUGGCAAGGUCUGCGCAAGCACGAUGUUUGUUUUUUAGUUACGGUGCGUCCAACACAACCUUAUGGCACAAAGUUUGAUCGAAGGAGACUUUUUGUUGAGCAAACUGGCCUGGUGUACGUCAGGGGAUGUGAAAUCCAGGGCAUGUUGGAUGAUAAAGGACGUGUCAUUGAAGAAGGACCAGAACCCAAACCAAGACUUAAAGGAGACUCAAGAACAUUUAGAGUAUUUCUGGAUCCUAACCAAUAUCAACAGGACAUGACAAACACAAUCCAAAAUGGAGCAGAAGAUGUCUAUGAGACAUUCAAUAUAAUUAUGAGGAGAAAGCCAAAAGAAAACAACUUUAAGGCUGUUCUGGAGACUAUUAGGAAUCUGAUGAACACAGACUGUGUGGUUCCUGAUUGGUUGCAUGACAUCAUCCUUGGAUAUGGAGACCCAAGCAGCGCUCAUUAUUCAAAAAUGCCAAAUCAGAUUGCUUCUCUGGAUUUUAAUGACACCUUCCUCUCCAUUGAUCAUUUAAAAGCCAGUUUUCCUGGAUAUAACAUAAAAGUAACUGUUGACAAUCCAGCUCUACAGAAACCCCCUUUCAGGAUAACUUUCCCACUAAGGGGAGGAAAAGGGAAGAAACGGAAAGAAGAGGAUGAGAAUGAAGAAAAGACUGAAGAAGCUAAAACAUUAAUUGUGGAACCUCAUGUUAUUCCCAACAGGGGACCAUAUCCAUACAAUCAACCCAAACGCAAUACUAUUCAAUUUACUCAUACUCAGAUUGAGGCUAUACGUGCAGGAAUGCAACCUGGGCUGACUAUGGUAGUGGGCCCACCUGGUACAGGUAAAACUGAUGUGGCUGUGCAGAUAAUAUCCAAUCUCUAUCAUAAUUUCCCAGAACAGAGAACCUUGAUAGUUACACAUUCCAACCAGGCCUUGAACCAGCUGUUUGAGAAAAUCAUGGCAUUAGACAUUGAUGAGCGCCACCUCCUGCGUCUCGGUCACGGAGAGGAGGAAUUGGAGACAGAGAAAGAUUUCAGCAGGUAUGGAAGAGUUAAUUAUGUCCUGGGUCGAAGACUAGAGCUUCUACGGGAGGUUGGACAAUUACAGGAGAGCCUGGGAGUCCCAGGAGAUGUUUCUUAUACUUGUGAAACAGCUGGCCACUUCUUCUUAUACCAAGUAAUGUCUCGUUGGGAGGAGUAUAUUAGCAAAGUGAAAGUUAAAGGUGGCAAGCUUCCUGAUGUUGCAGAUGUCUCUAGUUUCUUCCCUUUUCACCAGUAUUUUGCAAAUGCCCCUCAACCAAUUUUUAAAGGCAAAUCUUAUGAAGAGGACAUGGAAAUUGCUGAAGGGUGUUUCAGACAUAUUAAGAAAAUAUUCACUCAACUUGAGGAAUUCAGGGCAUUUGAACUCCUCCGCAGUGGCCUGGAUAGAUCCAAAUACCUCUUGGUGAAAGAAGCAAAGAUCAUUGCAAUGACUUGUACUCAUGCGGCCUUAAAACGACAUGACCUGGUUGAAUUAGGCUUCAAGUAUGAUAACAUCUUAAUGGAAGAGUCUGCUCAGAUUCUGGAGAUAGAAACCUUUAUACCUCUCCUCUUGCAGAAUCCCCAAGAUGGAUUCAGCCGACUAAAACGAUGGAUUAUGAUUGGUGACCAUCAUCAGUUGCCACCUGUCAUUAAGAACAUGGCUUUUCAAAAAUACUCCAACAUGGAACAGUCUCUCUUUACACGCUUUGUUCGUGUGGGGGUGCCAACUGUUGACUUGGAUGCUCAAGGAAGAGCAAGAGCAAGUUUGUGUAAUCUCUACAACUGGCGUUAUAAGAAUCUGGGUAAUCUGCCUCACGUGCAACUUCUGCCAGAGUUCAGAACUGCAAACGCUGGAUUUCUCUAUGAUUUCCAGCUUAUAAACGUAGAAGAUUUCCAUGGUGUGGGAGAGUCUGAACCCAAUCCUUAUUUCUACCAGAAUCUUGGUGAAGCAGAGUAUGUUGUAGCACUCUUCAUGUACAUGUGCCUGCUUGGUUACCCUGCAGACAAGAUCAGUAUUCUGACAACCUAUAAUGGACAAAAGCACCUGAUCCGGGAUAUCAUUAAUCAGCGUUGUGGGAAUAACCCACUUAUAGGCCGACCAAACAAGGUGACAACUGUAGACAGAUUUCAAGGUCAACAAAAUGAUUAUAUUAUCCUUUCAUUAGUGCGAACCAAAGCUGUUGGUCAUCUUAGGGAUGUCAGACGUCUAGUGGUUGCUAUGUCAAGAGCCCGGCUUGGGCUGUAUAUUUUUGCAAGAGUAUCCCUGUUCCAGAAUUGCUUUGAGCUAACUCCAGCUUUCAGCCAACUUACAGCUCGACCCCUUCAACUGCAUAUAAUUCCCUCAGAGUAUUUUCCAACAAUCAGACAGAAUGGAGAAAGAUCUUCUCACCAAGUACAUGUUAUAAAGAACAUGCCUCAGAUGGCUAACUUCGUGUACAACAUGUAUAUGCACGUGAUACAGAGUACACGCCACUACAGACAGGAUUUAUUGCCCCCACCAGCCCUGGUUGAAGAAAGUGAAACAGUUCAAACUCAGGAAGCAGAAGCAGAAGUUGAAACCAACAGCACACCAGUGGAGAGUGAAGAGACGACGGUGAAGGAAGAGGGAGAGACGGUGAAGGAAGAGGGAGAGCAUCGGAAAAUGCCAGAGCAUCCAGGAAGAGAUAGUGAUAGUGAAGACAGUGAAGCUGAGACUGAAAAGUGAUCUUUACCCUCAAUAUGUUUUGGGCACAGACUGGAGAUGGUGAUAGAGCCAAAAUAAGUUGGACCUUAUUAAUAGCUGGCUGUGUAAUGUGACCUGUUCUGCAUAUUUUUCACUGAAUAUUUCAGUGGACAAAUUUAAUGAUUGGUAUAUAGUGGUAAAUAUUAAUGAGUACUGAAUUCUUAUCAGUAUCAAUACUUCGUAGUUAUUCAUGUCAAGUGGCUAGUGCUUUUCUUUCAUUUAGUAAAAAUGUUUUUAUACUUGUUAAUGUUUUGGAUAGAAAAAAUAGACAUUUUUAAUAUGUUUAUUGAUUCAACCAUCAAACUUCUAGUGAUUUUAAGUAUUUAUCUUCAGGCCCACUUCACAUUCACUUUCCCUAACGCUUAUAUAUAAAGUGGACAGUGGAGAGGUUCAGAAAUAAACUGCUUAUGCUUCUAUGCAGAGGUGUUGGUAUGGGCCCUAAUUCAGCAGGAUACUUAAGCAUGUGCCUAACGUUAGACACUUGAGUAGUCCCAUUGACUUCAGUGGGAGUUAAAUACAUGCUUAAGUGCUUUGCUGAACAGGGACCUCUGAGAGCAGCAUAAGACCAUGUGCUAGCUAUGUUCUUUUCAUUGCUGCCUUCUGCUGCUGUUCUUAGUUUGUCAGCAUAGACAAUAAAAAAAACUUUCAUUUUUAUUUUGAGACACAGUAAUUGCCCAUGAUAAAGUAACAUCAAAUAAAGGUGAAGGUCGUUUUCCACAUACGCAGGAACUGGGUCUGCAAAACAUCAAACACGUAGUGAGACAGUGCUUGAGUGGAUUUUCUGGGGUAACUUCCAGACAUCCUUCAUAAGCUCAUAGGGAGUAAAAGGUUUUCCACUGAUUCAGCAUCUGCCAACUUGGCAAUUGAUUCAAUUAAACACACAGUUCUUUCUCAGUAGAUUUGCAAACAAAGCAGUAGCCAUUGGACCAUCCUUCAUAUUCUUUGCUGGCAAAUGAAAGAGAAUUCGGUUGUGAAAUUGCCAGCAGGAUUUUCUCAACAAAAUAUAGACAAGAAAAUCGUUCAUACUAAUGAAUUAAAACAUUCAAGUUUUCUAAAUAUCUUUAUAGUAAAAUAAGACUCAAAUGUAAAGAAAAACAAUUAGAAGCAGAACUUGCCUCCUCUCCCUCCCCACCCACACACACACCGCCAACAUGAUGUAUGAUGACCCCUACCCCCAUCAUCUUCAUUAAAAUCAAUCUCCCUUCCCAUGUCUCCACUAUUGCACAUCACAAUGUCUAGUUUUGGUACUCCAGCCUUUUUGUGAGGUGCUACAUUUGUUUUCUGAACUCAGCCACACCAGCAAAUGAAUCACUUGAGAAGUGUGUGCGUCUGUCUCCAUCCAUCACUUUUAACAGAGAGGGAAAAAAAUGCACAGGGUCUUUUUUAAAUUAUCUGCUAGUGGAGGGUGAAUGGUGCAGAGUUAAAUAUGUGGGUGAUACAGUUUCAUAAACUAACGUGCAUAUGUUUAAUCAGGGAUGAAUAGUACAACGCCUUCGGGCAACAUGUGACCAGCUCAGCUGAGGGUCGUCUUUGCUUUCCAACCUAUUUUCUAUAAAUAUUUGAGUGUUUGA
This is a messenger RNA of Trachemys scripta elegans, 6191 nucleotides long. It is a transcript of the gene AQR, whose product is annotated as aquarius intron-binding spliceosomal factor. Gene Ontology annotation, cellular component: catalytic step 2 spliceosome. Bases 229 to 4602 code for a protein of 1457 amino acids. The record is from RefSeq and is a predicted model, not a curated record. Gene Ontology annotation, biological process: mRNA splicing, via spliceosome. Gene Ontology annotation, molecular function: mRNA binding; helicase activity. The transcript has 35 exons. Lineage: Eukaryota; Metazoa; Chordata; Testudines; Emydidae.